AUGGUUGAUAACAAGUAAAACGUUGUUGCUGAAUUCAAGCUCGUCUUAGUUGGUGAUGGUGGUGUCGGUAAGACUACUUUCGUCACUAGACAUCAAACUGGUGAAUUCGAAAAGAGAUAUAUUGCCACCCAAGGUGUCAAUGUUUCCAACAUGGUCUUAUACACCACUAAGGGUCCCAUCAGAUUCAACAUUUGGGAUACUGCUGGUUAAGAAAAGCUCGGUGGUCUCCGUGAAGGUUACUACAUUGGUGCCAACGCCGCUAUCAUGAUGUUCGAUGUCACCUCCAGAAUUACUUAUAAAAAUAUUCCUAAGUGGCACAAGGAUUUGACCAGAAUCUGCGAAAAUAUUCCCAUCGUUUUGGUCGGUAACAAGGUUGACUCUAAGGACAGAAAGGUCAAGGCUAGACAAAUCACUUUCCACAGAAAGAGAUCCCUCUAAUAUUAUGAUGUCUCUGCUAAAUCUAACUAUUAAUACGAAAAGCCCUUCCUCUGGAUCCUCAGAAAGCUCACCGGUGAUCCCACCCUUAACCUCGUCGAAGGUAUCGCUCUUGUUGCUCCUGAUACUGAACACGUCAUGACUGAAGAUCAAAUCAAGCAAUUGGAAAUGGAACAAGCUGAAGCUAUGAACCUCGCCCAACAAGGUGUCCUUCCUGAUGAUGAAGAUGAUGAAUUCAACUGA
Molecule: messenger RNA, 678 nt
Organism: Tetrahymena thermophila SB210
Lineage: Eukaryota; Ciliophora; Oligohymenophorea; Hymenostomatida; Tetrahymenidae
Product: GTP-binding nuclear protein Ran-1
Exons: 3
Biological process (GO): ribosomal subunit export from nucleus; protein import into nucleus
Cellular component (GO): nucleus; cytoplasm
Molecular function (GO): GTP binding; GTPase activity
Source: RefSeq, a predicted model, not a curated record